AUGACUCAAGUCGUAGUUCAGCCCCACACCUCACUGCCAGUAUCGGGUUCUCAGCCCACUGAACCUCAUUUUCCGGCACAGCUCGAACCACGGACGAUAACCCAUCCCGACCAAAUAUCAGCCCAACUCGCUUUGCUAACGAAGAGAGAAUCUGAACUUUCGCUUUCUCUCAAUGCUCUCGUCGCUGAUAGAGCGCAAAUUGAUGGCGCUCUUUCACGUUUAUUGGAGCUUGGUUCAGAAGUCGGUACACUCGCCGCGGAUGUCGAUGGCAGAACGGAUGUGUUUCACGCCUCGAGGGGGAUAGGUCUUCAGUCCACAGCUCACGAUGGAUAUGGAAAGUCAAAAGAGGGCUUGGUGGACAGAGUCACGAGGGUUUGGGAAACAAGUGAGCGUGUAGGUGGAAAAGUGCGAAGAUUGGAUGAGGAGGUUGGACGAGUAAAGGAAGCUACGGAUAUCGUUACUGAAGUCCUCGAACUUAAGAACGCUCUGCAUACACUGUCGGCAGCUAUAACGAAACAAGACUGGGAGUCUGCGUCUCGCGCAUGUCGUCGAGCUAUGUCGGUGAGGCAAGAAGUGAUCGAGGGGAAUUUUGCCGGCGGUGUUGUGCCUACGCCCCAACAUCCACUUCCACCUGCUCAAACAUUAGAGGAAUUGCGUGGUAUUCUCUUACAUACUUUCCGUACUGAAUUCGACAAUGCCGCAGCUAGGAAAGACGAACAAAACGUCAGCAGGUUCUUCCGUCUGUGGCCAGGUAUAGGGGCGGAGGAAGAAGGUUUGGAAGCGUACGCAGACUUUGUUGUCGGAUUGGUCAAAGGCAGGAAUUCCACUGCUGGAAAGAGUUCUUCUCCAUUGUACUAUCUUAUAUCGCUUACAAACUUACUGGAGGCCAUCGCUCAUAUCAUUGACCAACAUCAACCUGUGGUGGACAAGUACUAUGGCAAGGGGCGGAUGGGGACAGUCGUUGGUCGUCUCGUGGGCGAGAGCGACAGGGUAGUGCGGAAUAUUGUUGAAGGUUGGGAGGAGGAAAGGCGAGUAGGACGUCUGAUAUCGGAAACCAAGCAAUCGCGUUUCCCGCUCCUCCACAACCCGUCACUGUUACCCCCAUUGUUCGCUUCCCUAUCGAAUCCAGCUGUUCAGCAACUAUCGCUUGCUUCACUUGCAAAUACUACCACAUCUGCUCUGCCGAAUCUCUCCUCCGCGUCGACGCUGCUUCAAUCCUAUGCUCAAGGCGGUAAGAAAGGUGUUCCCCCGCCUGUGACUCAAGUUCCUAUGGAAGAGGAAGAUGAAGGACCCGAUCCACGUGAUGUUGACAAAGUUUUAGGAGAGUUGGUUGCAUUAGGGGGACGGUGGGCUCUGUUCAGGCGAUUUGUCUGGAGCCGUAUAGCGGACACUGGCGAGGACAUCAACGAGAUGUCAGACGAAUUACAAUCGGGACACGAGGACGAACAUCGAGAGCAAAUGCAUGUGGUAGAACAAUCGGGCAGUCAAAGAGCGAUUGAGAAUUUGCUCAAAGUCUACUAUGAACCUCUUGAACUCUGGUUCCUGCGUAUGAGCAUCGAGAAGGCUCAUCGUCUGGACUCUCCGGAUACUUCCGCUCGUCCUCAUUUAUCCUCAAUAUUAGAUGAUACAUUCUACCUACUCAAGCUGGUAAUUGGCCGAUUGCUGUCUUGCGGCUCUAUAGCCACUCUUCGAUCGAUGCGUCAGAGGCUUGGCGAGGUUAUAGAGAGAGAUUAUACCGGGGUUAUCAGAAAGAAGAUGGACGGUGUAUAUUCCGGUCAAGCAUCUGGAUCUCAGGACAGAGGACCAGAAAAAGACAAAAGGGAGAGAGAUCAGCGAACAGCUUUCAUCAUCCACUUGAAUGACCUCGAUGUAUCAGCCGAUUACAUGGAACGUCUCCUGGAUGAGGUUUUGGCCAACUUGCCUCAAGUAUUUCUGGAGAUGGAGUUGCGUGUUGUGCAAGAUGAGAUACAAAUACUGAGGGAGAUAUCAGAUAGGUUUCGUUCGACCUGCAAGACUGGUCUUGAGCAAUUGUUCAAUCAGCUCAUCAAGCCACGACUUCGAGGUCUAUUGGAUGAUUGCUAUAGAGAGGUGACCUAUCUGCUUGAUGAGGAUACUUUCGCGGAAGCCGAUGAAUCGGAUCUCGUGAGGAAGAGAUUCGUCAGAGGAUGGGAGAUAUUGGUAGACGGAUACAAGGACUCUUUGACCGAUCACAACUAUCAAACCUUCUUCAAUCUUACCGUCGAAGCUCUGGUCAGACCAUGGGAGAAGAUGAUACAGAGCAUGCGAUUCACUGAGCUCGGUGCCAUCCGUUUCGAACGCGACGUCCGUGCUAUAUCUAAUUACCUUUCCGCGCAAACGUCGUUUGGAGGUGCACGAGACAAAUUCACCAGAUUGCAGCAGAUCGCUACCGUCUUGAACCUCGACGCAGACGAGGACCCAGAGGAGUUUUGGAGUAAUUCAGGCGUGCCGUGGAGGCUGAGCAAAACAGAAUUUAAUAGCAUCAUCGACCAACGUCAGUAA
Molecule: messenger RNA, 2520 nt
Organism: Kwoniella shivajii
Lineage: Eukaryota; Fungi; Basidiomycota; Tremellomycetes; Tremellales; Cryptococcaceae
Exons: 12
Coding region: 1-2520 (839 amino acids)
Source: RefSeq, a predicted model, not a curated record